CGAGCGAUAGCGAAAGGCGGCCGCCUGCUGCUCCUUUUAAGGCUCGCGAGAGGCCGCGCCAGAUCCACCUCAUGGGUAAAACGUCAGUAACACCGGGCCGAGGGAGCUGCGCCGAGUUCCCCCUCCCUGUGGGAAGGACGGAAGGGAGGAAUCCGCCACCUGCCCUCUCAAGUCCCAUUCAGUCAAUGAGCAAAGAGGCGGGCUCGGCAGUGCUUCCUCUUUAAGGGGGGGCGGGGCGCAGCCUGCCGUUUGGCCGCCCUCCGCCCCCACCCCUCGGGCCGAGAGUUGACAGACCAAUCGCCCGGGUGGCGGAGGGAAGGCGGGAGAAUGCGAACCCUUCGGUAGGGCGGUAGGGGCGGGCCCCCGGCCUUAUUAGGAGUGCGUCCUGCGCAGGCGCAGAGGCGGCCGCAGGCGGAGGGGCGGGGGCAGUCCAGUGAGAGACUCUCCGACAAGCACGGAGGGUGAUUGGGAGGAAAGGGGGCAGCGAGGGGCUUGUCAUGGGGAUCCGAGCUGCGCGGCGGCACUGGUAGCAUCUGGGGACUCCGAGGGGGACAGGAAGUGUCAGCGCCCAGGACCCCGGCGGCGGCUCCGCCGGGGGAUCCCCGCUACUCCAGCCCUGGGGAGGGAGGGGAAAAAGGAGGGAGCCCUGAUCUCGCCCCGCCCCUGGGCUUGUUCCCGCGGGGGCGGGGAGUGAGGGCUUUUUUUGGGGGGAGUGGAGAUCGGGGGACUCGGCUGUGCCUUCUCGAGCGGCUGCCGGUGUCCCCGCGGCGCCGGGCCGCCGAGCAGAGGAGCCGCGGCGGCCGCGGCUGGUGCAUGUGUGGCCGCUGGAUGCGGAGGCGGCGGCGGCGGCGGCGCGGAGCAGCAGCGGCGGCGGCGGCAGGAUGUUAGGGCAGCAGCAGCAGCAACUCUACUCGUCGGCCGCGCUCCUGACCGGGGAGCGGAGCCGGCUGCUCACCUGCUACGUGCAGGACUACCUCGAGUGCGUGGAGUCGCUGCCCCACGACAUGCAGAGGAACGUGUCCGUGCUGCGGGAGCUGGACAACAAAUAUCAAGAAACAUUAAAGGAAAUUGAUGAUGUCUAUGAAAAAUAUAAGAAAGAAGAUGAUUCAAACCAGAAAAAACGCCUACAGCAGCAUCUCCAGAGAGCAUUAAUCAAUAGUCAAGAAUUGGGAGAUGAAAAAAUUCAAAUUGUCACACAAAUGCUCGAAUUGGUGGAAAAUCGGGCAAGACAAAUGGAAUUACAUUCACAGUGUUUUCAAGAUCCUGCUGAAAGUGAACGAGGCUCAGAUAAAGCAAAGAUGGAUUCCAGCCAACCAGAAAGAUCUUCAAGAAGACCCCGCAGACAGCGAACCAGUGAAAGCCGUGAUUUGUGUCACAUGACGAAUGGGAUUGAAGACUGUGAUGAUCAGCCACCUAAAGAAAAGAAAUCCAAGUCAGCCAAGAAAAAGAAACGCUCCAAGGCCAAGCAGGAGAGGGAAGCUUCCCCUGUGGAGUUUGCAAUAGAUCCCAAUGAACCUACAUACUGUCUAUGUAACCAAGUGUCUUACGGGGAAAUGAUCGGAUGUGACAAUGAACAGUGUCCCAUUGAAUGGUUUCACUUUUCAUGUGUUUCACUUACCUAUAAACCAAAGGGCAAGUGGUAUUGCCCAAAGUGUAGGGGAGAUAAUGAGAAAACAAUGGACAAAAGUACUGAAAAGACAAAAAAGGAUAGAAGAUCGAGGUAGUACAGGCCAUCCACAUUUUAAAGGUUUAUUUGUCUUUUAUAUAAUUCUUUCAGAAUUUACUUUCAGAAAAUGUUUUAGGGUAAAUGCAUAAGACUAUGCAAUAAUUUUUAAUCAUUAGUAUUAAUGGUGUAUUAAAAGUUGUUGUACUUUG
Messenger RNA from Ceratotherium simum simum (southern white rhinoceros), 1875 nucleotides. RefSeq names its product inhibitor of growth family member 2 (gene ING2). Lineage: Eukaryota; Metazoa; Chordata; Mammalia; Perissodactyla; Rhinocerotidae. Gene Ontology annotation, biological process: positive regulation of DNA-templated transcription. The record is from RefSeq and is a predicted model, not a curated record. Gene Ontology annotation, cellular component: nucleus.